AUGCCCCAAGCCUGGCGAGUUUACCUGUGCGGCGCUGGCUCAAUUGCAUGGCGACAUGGCGUUGCGGCGGAAAGCCUGGGCGACGAUGUUCAGCUUUUUGCUGCAGACCCCUCGAAAGAUGCUCGGGAAGCAUUGCUCGCCAAAUUACCCAAAGCUACUGUCUAUGAAGAUGUAGAGACAAUGCUCGCCAGUUCCCCAGGGCAAGAGCGCGACAUAGUCGUGGUAGCCGUGCCUCCAUUCCUGCACCACGCAGCAACACUACGCGCGUUUCGAUCCAACCGCCAUGUUCUCUGCGAAAAGCCGCUGGCAACAUCCGAGAAGGAGAUGAAUGAGAUGUUAGCCGCUAGUGCUGAAGCCAAUAGAGUCUUUGGAGAGUGCAGCUUUCGAUAUCUCGGAAAUAAAGCUUUGGAUCGCGCCCGCCAUUUGAUCGAGACGGGUGGAAUAGGGUCUAUCUAUCAUGCCCGCUUUAUCAACCGCCAGCCAAGAGCUCGCGCGGGAAUCGAGUAUCAACCGUCGAGCAGAUGGUUUUUGGAGAAGGAGAAGUCUGGCGGCGGCAUCGUAUUCGACUGGGGCGUCUACGAUGUCACCAUGUUCUUCGACGUCCUCCGCCCAGUCGCUGCCACGGUCAACCAUGCCUGGCUGGCCACGCCAACUACCAGUGCUGACCCAUCUGGGACAGUCAUUUCUGUCGAGACACAUGCUGGCGCGUCUCUGACUUUGAAGCUUCAGGACGGCACUGUGAUCCCAUUCUACUGGGAGCGAGCAAGCGGUUUCCAUGGAGACGCCCAGGUCGCUCUGAGUAUCGACGGCACGGCUGGUGGUCUGACAUGGGAAUGGGUCCCGACUUUUGACUACAAGGAUGAAGUCGAUGAGCUAGAGCAAGGCUUCAAGCUGGUGCACUAUAUCGACAACAACGGCAAAGUAGAGGCUAAGGAAGAGAAGUUUCCUGCUUUCGGGUGGGAGGACGCGAAUCAACGCCCCUUACUGUCCUUUGUCGAUUUAAUCGAGGGACGCGACAGCGUUGCUCUCUCCAGGAGCAGGCUCGAGUUCAAUUUUGGUGUCGUAUCAGCUAUCUACAAGUGUGCCUCCGAGGGCAAACCCGUUCAUGUUCAAUUGAAGUAA
Colletotrichum paranaense is the source of this 1122-nucleotide messenger RNA. Its product is annotated as oxidoreductase family protein. Gene Ontology annotation, molecular function: nucleotide binding. Lineage: Eukaryota; Fungi; Ascomycota; Sordariomycetes; Glomerellales; Glomerellaceae. Bases 1 to 1122 code for a protein of 373 amino acids. The transcript has a single exon. The record is from RefSeq and is a predicted model, not a curated record.